Trichechus manatus latirostris (Florida manatee) is the source of this 939-nucleotide messenger RNA. RefSeq names its product crystallin beta B1 (gene CRYBB1). Gene Ontology annotation, biological process: lens development in camera-type eye; visual perception. The record is from RefSeq and is a predicted model, not a curated record. Bases 1 to 753 code for a protein of 250 amino acids. Lineage: Eukaryota; Metazoa; Chordata; Mammalia; Sirenia; Trichechidae. The transcript is spliced from 5 exons. Gene Ontology annotation, molecular function: structural constituent of eye lens.
AUGUCUCAGGCUGUGAUGGCCCCAGCAACAGCUGCGGUGAACCCAGGGCCUGAUGGGAAGGGGAAGGGGGCCCCACCUGCAGGGCCAUCCCCAGCCACCUAUCCCACCCAGGCCCCAGCAUCUGUGCCCGUGCCCAGUGCCAAAGUGGGGGACCUUCUUCCUGGGAACUACAAGCUGGUGGUCUUCGAGCAGGAGAAUUUCCAGGGCCGACGGGUAGAAUUCUCAGGGGAGUGCUUGAACCUGGGAGACCAUGGCUUCGACCGAGUGCGCAGCAUCAUCGUCACCUCGGGACCUUGGGUCGCCUUUGAGCAGUCCAACUUCCGGGGGGAGAUGUUUGUCCUGGAGAAGGGCGAGUACCCACGCUGGGAUACAUGGUCGAGCAGCUACCGCAGCGAUCGGCUUGUUUCCUUCCGGCCAGUCAAGAUGGACUCCCAGGAGCACAAGAUCUGCCUGUUUGAAGGUGCCAACUUCAAGGGUAACGCCUUGGAGAUCCAGGGAGAUGAUGUGCCCAGUCUCUGGGUCUACGGCUUCUGUGACCGCGUGGGCAGUGUGCGAGUCUCCAGUGGGACCUGGGUAGGCUAUCAGUAUCCUGGCUACCGUGGGUACCAGUAUCUCCUGGAGCCCGGCAACUUCAAGCACUGGAACGAGUGGGGGGCCUUCCAGCCACAGAUGCAGGCCGUGCGUCGCCUGCGUGACAGGCAGUGGCACCGGGAGGGCAGCUUCCCUGCCCCGGCCACUGAGCUCCCCAAGUGAGCCCCUACUCCACUCUGCUCUCAUGCCCUACCCCUUCUUCAGGCCCCAUUUUCCCUUCUUUCCCAUGCAAAUAAAAGUUCUAAGGCCAAAAUGUCUCCUGCGUCUGUGAACAAGGGUAUGCCUCGAGGUCUCCCAUUACUGUGAGAUGUGACUUUCUCAGUUACAGUAACAAAAAUAGCAAGCACU